This is a messenger RNA of Cydia pomonella (codling moth), 3348 nucleotides long. RefSeq lists its product as uncharacterized. The coding region runs from base 593 to 1780 and encodes 395 amino acids. The transcript is spliced from 4 exons. NCBI's taxonomy places the organism in Eukaryota, Metazoa, Arthropoda, Insecta, Lepidoptera, Tortricidae. The record is from RefSeq and is a predicted model, not a curated record.
UUAAUGAUUGGAGCUAUACCGUAAAAAUCAAUUAAUCUGUAAGUAUAUUAUUUUUUAUUUUUAGCAAAUGUUAUUGACCGACGUUCGAACUGGGCGGCGCCGGCCCCAAUAUUUUUUAACGUCUGGGGACGACUCAUCUGUUGAUUAUAUGACUUAUUCACAUAUAUAUGUUUGACCAGAAAUUAUAAUUAUAGGUAGUUUGAUUUAAGAAGUCACUGACAUGGAUCGGAAAUUAAAAAUAAAACGUCAUAGUAAUUUAAAUCAGGUGCUUGGCGAGAGAGUUUGCCAGACACAUCCAAUGCUGCCCUAAUAUUGAUAGGAAAGAAAGCAGUAGAGAUAAAUUGGCAAUGUAUUUGUAGACAUGUUAUACCGACAUAAGAGAUAUAUUAAAUGGUUAAGAGACUUGCGCACGCGUCGCGUCCCCGCCCGCCCAAGCGAUCCCCCGCCCGGCGUGAAUGCGCAUUCAUGUGACACACUUCGCCUGAAGCGGAUCUUUUAAAACUUUAAAAAAAUAAACUUUUUAAACACAAACUUUCGAAGUCAGUGUUUCAGUGUAUUCAUUUGUUUUUACGUUCGAAUUUCGAUUUUAGAAAUGGGUAUGAUAUCGCGAGUGCGUGGACGCAUACGAAGUGAUUCUUUCUCGAAGAUUCACACGCUUAAGUCCGAAGACAAAAUAGCUAAUAUCGUAUGGCUGUUGUCGCUCGUGCUGGUGCUGCCGUACUGGGCGCCGCGGGGGCUGCUGGUGGCGCUGGGCGGCGCCUGGCUGAUGGCCGCCUACACGUGCCUCGUCGUGCCCGUGCUCAUCUCCGCCAACUACCGCUACCCGGCGCGGUGGUGGCCCGACGCGGUGAAGCUUGCGCAAAAGAUGUGGCGCAGGCUGGAGAGGCCAGUGUCGUGCGCGCUGGGAGUGGUGCGCGCUGCGUACGCGCCGGUCGACCGCGCGGAGAAGCUCUUCCUGCAGAUGAGCAACCUGUCGACAAUGAUUGGACAAUUGCUGAUGUUCACCGCAUGCGACCGACUGUUCGUCUCUCAAGGCCGCCUGACCUGCCUCUACUCGCUGAUGUUCUACAACGUGGUCACCUACUCCGUCAGCUACGUGCGCGAGCUCUGCACCAAGGAAGACUGGUCGCCCUACGUCAACGUCACCCGCCACUCGCGCGUCAAGCAUCUCGCCAUGUCCGCUACCAAGAUUGUCCUUGAAUGGACUAAAGCCGUCACUUUCAUAGUCACUGUGACUUUUGUUCUGUUGGCGUUUGGACUGGAACAGGGCUUGGAGCAUUACAAACCGACAGCGCUGUAUACGCUCUUCACCGGUACUUAUUAUUUGCUAACGGAGCGGACGUUCUUAGAGAUCUGGCCUAUAGCUUUGACAGCGAUGAAAUUUGAGCGUCUAGAAGGUAUGGAGGCGCUGUAUUUUGGUGUGUGGGCACGAGGUGUGACGACGGCGUUGGCUUUGCCGCUGGUGCCGGCGCUGGCGUGGUGUGAGCGCUGGCGGCUAGCGCUGCUAUUGCUGUAUGUGAACGUGAUCGUUCACGGCCGGCACAGGCUCGGUGAAGCGUUAGGAAAGCUGAAUGAAGCGUGUGGCUCGCUCGCCAGAUUCCGGCGAGCGACGGCAGCGGAGCUCUCCACUUUAGAGGACGUGUGCGCCGUAUGUUUAGGCGUGAUGCGUUCGGCGCGUGUGACGCCCUGCGCGCACUUUUUCCACGCCGACUGCCUCAGGAGAUGCCUCGCGGCCUCCGACCGGUGUCCCAUAUGCAUCAGGCCGUACAUAUUCUGUUGAUUGUUGGACACCACAUUCGCCGGACAAGACUGUUGACAUUACGAAAGCCUCAAGCGCGAGAUCGAGAACGAGAUCCACGGGAAAAGUGGAUCAAUAUUUAUUUGCUUGGGGACUUUCUUGCAUGAUUUCUGUUCAUGCGCAAUUUGCAACCACUAUUUCUACGAUAACUUAGGUUUAUGAUAUAUUCGUAUUUACAUCCAAUAGGGUCUAAUUUAGCUUUCUAAAAAACAGUUUCAUGCACUUAACAAGUUAACUAUUGAUUAUUUAGUAAGCCAUUUAUAGAAAACAUAAUGAAGUAAAUACAAUAAAAAUACAACUUUUGACAAGCAGUGUCUUUUGUUUAUCAUGUAAAAUGCUCACAGCAGAAGUGCAGUGCAGCUGGUCGUGCAGUAUGAAACGCAACCUUGUAACUACAAUUUUGUUAUAAACACACGAUUGCGUAAAUGCGUAUUGCAUACCUAUGGUCCUUCCAACCGGAUUUCAGUAAUGAUACUUUUAUAAAAAAUAGUCAUACUACAUACUACAUGUCAUAUAACCCGAACCUAAAAAAAAUAUUGUCGCCACUAUUAGUUUUACUCUAUUUCGAUAUCGUCUUAAAGCGGGUGUAGUAUAAUUUAUUAUGGCUAGCUACCGCGCUUUUAUCUACUUAUUAAAUACUUUCCAUCGCCUUUCAUAGGUCCAUUAAAAAUUGUCCGUCUCGCAGGUAUACGUAUACUAUAAGAGAUCAGUUUUAUUUGUCUUAUGUAUACCCUUUGAAAAAAUAUGACAAUGACCAUAUUAUGAUAUGAUGGUGGCGUUUUUUUACAAGCUUUUAUUUACCUUGCUCUGUUAGUAUGUAUGUAUUAUGUAUUUUAGUUAGUGUGGGUCAAAUCUUGGAAGCUAAAUUUGACCCACUUUCCGAUUUCGUAAAUCGGGUGACAAUGCACUAUUAUUGAUGACAUGGAGCUGAUCUGAUGAUGGUAACAAGAGGUGGCCAUGGGAACUCUGUGAUAAAACAACGCAAACUAAUUGUGUUUGGCGUUGUUACAAUUUUCUUGAUGAGUACUAGUUGUCUGUGGAAAGAAAAGUACCUACAGUCAGCGAUAAAAUCUUGUACCAAAAUAGAAAUGUUUGCCAAAUCUUCUCGUAUAUCUUUUAACCUUUUCGCCGCCAUUGACUUGAUAUAAAGUCAGUACAUUACGUGCCCCGCACGCCAUGACUUCAUAUCAAGUCGUCAUUUUGGUCAGGUUUGUAUAGUACGUGCCAUUUUUCACGAGGCGUUGAUGACACUUUAUUACUUCACUUCAUUUCACGUGGUGGUGAAAAGGUUAAAUAAGACAUCGUACGACAAGUGACACUAUGCGAGAGUGACCGUUAUUUUAUGAACAGCGGGAAGUUGUAAAAACGCGACCUAUAGAACUACCGUACAUACUAGAAUUUAUUUUAUAUAUAUAUGAUAUUGUAAUACUUACAUGCCUGUGGUAACUAGUAACUACAUUACCUACCCACAUUCUUAUGGGUCCAAUCCAACGUAAGAGCUUUGUACUUAUACUAAUAAUUUUGUAAUAAAGCAAAUUUUAAACAACAAA